Messenger RNA from Aplysia californica (California sea hare), 5420 nucleotides. RefSeq lists its product as uncharacterized. NCBI's taxonomy places the organism in Eukaryota, Metazoa, Mollusca, Gastropoda, Aplysiida, Aplysiidae. Gene Ontology annotation, cellular component: nucleus. The record is from RefSeq and is a predicted model, not a curated record.
AAAUUAAAUGCGAGAAAAUAGAUGAUCUUCCACCUUUUAAUUUUAGUUUCAAAGCGCCGGAAAAUCUGGCAAGUAUUUUUCCCCAGGUUCUCGAACGGUUACGAGGGAACUCUCCAUUUCCUCGUGAACUUGAAGACGCCAUAUUGGUAAUUUUGCCUCCGUUUCUGAAGAUUAUUCGACAGAGAAACCCAUCCUCCAAACAAAAGAUCAGUGUCCUGUGGCAGUAUGUCGAGCACGGCCAAGAGGUCUGGCCGGUCUGUCAAGGUAAAGCUGCAGCAAGAUGACACUGAGGACACACAGACAGGUUCAGUCGAGUCCACGAAAAAGAUGACAAGAUCGUCGGUGUCUGCUGCGAGCGGCGCCCAGUCCCGUACAGCUGCUCAAGGCUCUGUGGGGAACCCCCCCAAAAGGGGAAGGCCGGCCGCAGCCAAAGAGAAAAUCCUUCCCAAGAAUGGUACCGGUCAUGCGGAAAAGCUGGACUCAAAGGGUGACAAUGUUAAUUCCACUGGAAAGAGUAAAGUGACUCCGGGAAAGAAAGACACCUCAAGCAAGAAGUCUACUGCCAGCUCUCCUGCCACCUCUGCUGCUCUCAGGACGGACGUCAAAGCUAACGAUGAGACAUUAACUGUAGACAUGCCAUCACCCAAAGUGGCGGCAAAGGUUUCAAGGACAGGCACAAUGCCAAACAAGAGUGGCAGUGGGAAGAAAGAAGUAAACACAGGAGUUGAGACGAGCAAAGCCUUGAGUGUGCCGAGCUCUGUGACCCCUGUGACCCCAGUCCGGCGCAGUGGGAGGGCCCCGGUGCCGUCCAGCAGGUUCAAGGACAUGGAAGUACUGACCAGUUCACGGAAGAGGUCUGCGGCUGUGGAAACCGGCGCAGACUCGGAGAAAGAAGCCAGCGCACCCCGAGCAAAAAUCCGUAAAACAAACAAAGAAGAGAAGAGGAUAUCUACCCUGGAGCUGCCAGCCAACAUGGUGGUCACGUCUCAAGAGAAAACUUCCCGCUCAGACAUUGUGACAGAGCCGGUGACCGCGAGCCCCAGCAAAGAGUUGUCCCCCUCGGCACCAGGCUCGCUCGUUGAUGGGGGCAGUGAGCGACUUCCUGCCGCGGGGACUGAGGUGAUGGAGCGGGUGGAAGAGAUGAGUGUAGACGUCAGUGUGGUGGUCAGUGUGGUCCAGGGGGAGGAAGUUGUGGCGGCAGACGGCCUGGACUGUGAGGAGACGGUGGUGUCUUCCUCCGUGCACGGGCAGGAAAAGUGGGCGCAGGAGGGAGCGGUGCAGGUGCAGGAGGGAGCGGUGCAGGUGCAGGAGGGAGGUACAGUACAAGUACAGGAGAUAGUGACGAGUGUGGGGACAGCGUCGGAGGAGGAGAUAGAGACAAGCGUGGAGCCGGAGGUUGUGCAGGAGGAGAUAGAGACCAGCAUGGAGCCAGAGGUUGCACAGGAGGAGAGCGUGUCGCUCAGCGGUGGCCCCGACCAGAGCAGCGUGGUGGGUGAGCACGGGCAAGCUGUGACACUACAAACCACUGAUGUGUCUGAUGUCGCCACUGUCACGCUGCAGACCUCCGACGUGUCGACUGUCACGCUACAGACCUCCAACGUGUCGACUGUCACGCUACCAACCACUGAUGUGUCGACUGUCACGCUACAGACCUCCGACGUGUCGACUGUCACACUGCAGACCUCUGACGUUCCCGCUGUGACGCUUGGCGACAGUCAGUUGGUCAUCGUGAAUGAAGACGGACAAAUCAGUUCUGCUGCGUCGGCCGGCCCUCAUUCAGCUCGCAGGCCCCACUUGCAGCAGGAGUCGGGCAAAGAGAGUAGUGAGGCUCCGGGAGAACAAUUCCAACUAGACACCGAGCACAUGACCUUGACAAGAAAAGACGGGCAGCACAUGACCUUGACAGGAAAAGAUGGGCAGCACAUGACUGUCAUCGCGUACCCAGCCCCCGGGGAACAGACGUCGGGCGGCUCUGCUCAUCUAGAGAGGAAGUCCAUACAGGUUGAGAGUGGGCAAGGCCCUGACUGCCAGCAGGUCGGGAUACAGGACCAGGCAAACAGCAGUCAGCACGGCUAUAUUGUGAGGGAGAUGCAUAAUCCCCCCUUUGCCACAGUGCUCACAGAAGACGGAACCACAUACCUGAAUCUGUCGGUGGAAGCGACAAAAAUUUCCAGUAUUCUGAAAGAACGUGUGGCUUCGAGUCCUUCCAAGCCCGUCAAUCCGGCCAAGGGCCACGGGAGAGUUCUCAAGCCAGAGAACUCGUUCAACAUGAUUCUGAAACAGGCGAUCUCUCCAGCUGCUCACACGGCCACUGCCACCCCCCAGGUGAAGAAACCAGGACAGAGUUACUCCCUCCUGACCCCCGGUCCUGCGAGUGUUGCUGGCGAGAAGAAAGAUUCGGAGACGGUGACAACAAAUGGCGGCCAUGUUGGAGUAGCUUUGCAUGGCUCCAUCCAACCGCCUCGGAGCGGUGGCUCGCCCCACAAUGUGUUGAUCUUGUCUCCCCCGUGUUCUACAAGCUCUGCCGCUGUACAGGAGGCUCAGGCCGGGGUCUCUGUGGCCGGACAGCACGGCCAGGCCGGGGUCUCUGUGGCUGGACGGCACGGCCAGGCCGGGGUCUCUGUGGCCGGACGGCACGGCCAGGUGGUCAGGGAAGAGGCGGAGGUUGUGAAAGAGACGCCAGCGGCCGGUCCAGGUGCUGCUGCCCCUGGCUCAAGUGGCCCCACCGUCAUUCGCAUCACCAAACUGCCUCUGGGAUCGGAAACAGCCGCGGUAGAGGAAGUUGUCGAGAAGGCUGGGAGUCCACAACUCAAGUCUGUGGUCAUUCCUGGGAAGCUGACCGAUGCAAAUCCCAAAACGGCGUCGGAAAUCUUGAUACAGCGCUUCAAAGAACAGCGCAAGUUUAUCAUUAAAGAGUCUGCAAACACAGACAAGCUUAUUCAUGAGUCAAGUGCUAGCGCAGGUUCUGUGAAACAACAGGACUCUGGUGGCAGGAAGUCGGAGGUAGGUCCCUCCCCCUCGCUAGCGUCUCCCCAAGCACUGACCACCGUGUGCGACCAUGCCUACACGGGGAGCCACACCCAGGGGCCGUCGGCUGAGGUGGCCGGCGAGACGAGUGACGCGGGGACUCAGCUUGUUGAAGAACCUGCUGGUGAUAAGACGGAGGCCGGAGUAGAGGAACCCGAACCACCGGCGUCUGGCCCGGCUGACGCCUCAGAGCAGGGCACGGAGCUGUACGAGAACACAGCAGUCGCUGAGUCCUCAGAACUGUCGUCUGUGACAGAGAAUGUGCUGGCUUUAGAGCCCGGCGUGGCGGAGGUUGUCGCUGUGGUCAAAACUGAACCCCAGGAGGAGGAAGUGUCGCUGCAGGAGGAUGAGAGGAAGGAAGUGUCGCUGCAGGAGGAUGAGAGGAAGGAAGUGUUGCUGAAGGAGGAUGAGAGGAAGGAAGUGACGGAGAAGGAUGAGAUUGUCACGGGGAAGCUGGAGAACUUGGGAAAGGUCCGGAUCUUGGACAACGGCGUGGAGUAUGAGGUGAAGAUUGUGUCGGACGGGGAAGUGCUGGUGGAGAGUGACCAGACUGCUGCCCCGAGUGGAGCGGGAGAUCUCCGUCUGAAGCAACAAGUGCUGGAGGAGGAACAGGUGGAGCUGGCAGAGACCACCACGGGGGAACACACCGGGGACAGCGGGAAACAGACGUCCAGCACCCAGACGGUGUACACCUCUGCGGGAGAAGUGCUGAAGAAACAAGUGUUUACAGCCAACUCGGGCCCCAUCCACAAACUGGCCACUGUGGUCAACGAGGACGGCCAGAAGAGACAGUACUACUACGUGUCCGUUGUCCCCAACAAGAAGUUUGACGUCAAGUUCAAGGCCCCUAGUCCCAGAACGGCGGCCACCUCGUGUGUGGUGAACGAGAACGGCCUCUACUGCUGCGGCAAGUGUAACUACAAGACGGACCGCAAGGCUAACUUCUACAAGCACCGCAGACUUCACACAGGCUCCAAGCCCCACAACUGCCCGGUGUGCAAGUACAAGGCGGGCACCAGCAGCAACCUCAAGCGACACAUGGGCAUCCACGAGGAUAUCCGCCAACACAAGUGCACCAUCUGUGGCCUGUGCUUCCGUCAGAAGAUCCACCUGGAACGUCACAUCAAGUACAAACACGAGGAAAAGCGUGUCAAGUGCCCGCUGUGUAACUACGUGUGUGCCAACGAACAGCCGGACCUGCGCAUGCACAUCAAGCGGAAACAUUCCAACGCCACGUCUGGCGAGGUGUGCAUCUGUCCCGAGUGUAACGCGGAGCUGAGCAGCAAGAAAGACUUGAAGCAGCACAUGAAGUUCCACAAAGACGGGCCAGAGCUCAAGCUGUUCUGCAAGGAGUGUAGCUUCGUCACCGACUGUCAGAGUCGGCUGAAGCGCCACGCUGCCAUCCACGAGAAAGUCAAGCCCUUCAUGUGUGGCAUAUGCCAGUAUCGCGCGGCACAGAAAGAACACGUUUUGAGACACCUCAGGACACAGCAUAAGAUUGAGGUGAAGAAGGAGCACAAAAGAGAUUCGCCAAGCUGAUCAACCUGUACAAACACCUGCACACCCAGCACAGCGACAUCAUGCCUGCAGAGAAGGAGGGCAACUACUACUGUGUGGUCUGUGAGUUCUCCACCACCACCAAGAAGAACCUGCUGGUGCACAUGAGGAGACACAACCUGACAGACCAGACCCCGCCCAGCCACGUGUACUCGUGUGUGCUGUGUCGCUACGUGAACCCCCGCCGCCGUAACCUCUUCCAGCACAUGAGGAAAAAACACAACAUUGACAUCAGCCAGGCCGGGGGGGAGGGGGAGGGGGAGGACACCUCUCAGGACAUGGACGUGACCGUGGUCAAACAGGAGAACGCCCCCACGACCACCACCACCGCAGCGACGACAACCACCGGUCUGCCGGGGACAGCCACGGAGCACGAUUCUGUGCCUCUAGUGGUCGACACACGGGACAGCAGUGUCAGGGUCGUAGGCGAGGAGUUUGCGGGCGUGGCCAACAUGAUCAAGAUAGAAGACUUGACCCGUGUCCAGGGGGGGACGGAGAGUAUCGUGGACCCGAGUAAUCUGGUGAUUGACACACGGGGCGCCCCGGAAUCGCAGGGGGCAGGGGACCAGACGGUAGUGCAACAUCAGACGGUGGUACAACAUCACUCUGUCGACGCCAUCGAAGGUCUACAGGCCUUGGCCGAGCAGGCGGGGCUCAUUGACAACAUCAUAGAGGAACAGGUCACAGCAGAGGUACCUGUCCUGGACGGCCAGCAGACGGUGGUGGUGGAGCAGCGGCCAGGCAGUCAGGGGGAGAGCAUCGCGGUGACGGGCACGGCGCUAGCAGACGGCAGCAUCAUCAUCUCAGGGGACGGCUCGCUGCUCACUGAGGGCACG